Zootoca vivipara (common lizard) is the source of this 1863-nucleotide messenger RNA. RefSeq lists its product as uncharacterized. Gene Ontology annotation, cellular component: membrane. Gene Ontology annotation, molecular function: cytokine receptor activity; protein binding. Gene Ontology annotation, biological process: production of molecular mediator involved in inflammatory response. NCBI's taxonomy places the organism in Eukaryota, Metazoa, Chordata, Lepidosauria, Squamata, Lacertidae. The record is from RefSeq and is a predicted model, not a curated record.
AAGCUUGCAGUUUGCAUGGGGAAGGACCUGCUAUGGACACCACCCCCAAUAGAGGCUGAGGCUGCUGCUCCCAGCUGGCAAAGAGAUGGCUGUGUGGCUGUGGGCAGCCCAGAUGGACCAUUCUGCCAUCAUGGUUCACCUGCGUCUCACAGGUACAUGUAGAAUGAAUGGCUUCUGAGAAGAUGAGAAGCUACCCAGGCGAAUGGAAGCUUCAUAAGAAAGGAAGUGGCUAGAAACAUUCAAGUACAGUACAGAACCUGAAUGUUGAAGCACGUUUGCAUAAAUCUGCAUGAGCUUUUAAAUGUAUGAGUGCAGAUUCCUGCCAGCUCUCAGGCUCUUGCUGCUGGCUUACGCUGAGCCACAGGGUGCAGCCAGGAUUUGAUGGGCACAGGAGGCUGCGUGCGGAUUGGGCCCUCUGCAGAUUGAAGCAAAAGUUUAGUUACCUGCCGAUUAAGAGCAGGGCCAGGCACAUUCCAUCACCAGAUCUCCGGAUGGCCAACGGCAGGAUGGGCUUCGGGGGCCCCCGGAGGCCUUGCCUCCUCCUCUCCGUCUUCCUCGCCUGCUUCCUUUGGCACACCGUAUCCUCAAAGGACAUCAAGCCAAGGUGCUUCACAGACUAUGACUCCGAAGUGGGUUGUUUCUGGGAAGUGGACGCCUCUACCGACUGCCCCAAGGAGUUCCUCCUGCAUGUUGAAGCGACUGAUGGACUCAGUGGCCAAAAGAAAUCAUGGGAGUGUUCUCCUAAGAACGAGAGAGGCCGGAAUGGGACCCCCAAGUGUACUUGCACCAUUCAGAAUAAAGAAGUGUAUAACUUCAGGUAUCAUUUCUCAUUGAAGGCCAAUGGGAAAGAGAUCUGGAGGAUGACGAGUAAGGACCUUCGUAAAAUUGGUAAGAGAUCCUUUGGUCUGCAAGAUCCUUCAAACGCAUGACAACGGAAAUGCAACUUAAAAUCACCGUAGGCAGCCUCAUGCCAGCAACAACCUAUAUUGCUAAAGUGCGUCAGAAAAAUUAUUUCCUCGGCAACAACUGGAGUGAUUGGAGCAUCCCAAUAAGUUGGAAAACACCUGGUUGGGUCGGGUAGGGCACCUGUUUAUUAUUAGCAAUCUGUUGGCAUCCCAGCUGGCAUCCCUGUGUGUUCUGGGCUCUACAUUGUGGGGUCUUUUUUCUGGAUUUUGUGAACCUUCUGGAUUUGUGAAAUAUUCCGACCCCACCCGCAGGAACGUUUGUGCAUCAUCCGGCCCCUUUGAGUGAGCGACAGCAUUUCUCUCACAUUGCUGAGGUCUUGCAUUUCCAAUCAGCUAGACAUUGAAUUAAUAUGCAGGCCUCUCACUUAAUUCAGCGCAAUUCUCUGCUGUAGACAAUACCUCUUUCUGAAGUCUCCCCAAUGAUUUUUAUUGUUUCUCAUUUAAAUAAAGACAAGAACACACAACUACAUUAACUUGUCCAGUGGUCCAUUCUUAUUAAAUUCCAUACAUAGUACAUAGUGCACAUGCAAUAAGUUAGGUAUUGUCAAUUCAAGUAGCCUCUCCACAGAGAUUCCUGUGUUGAAAGUGGAAUAAAAGUAUCUUCUGUCUCAUUUGUAAAGGAAAAGAAAGGAAGUCAACAUCACCAAAAGCAGGGGUAGGCAACCUAAGGCCCGUGGGCCAGAUGGGGCCCAAUCGCCUUUUCAAUCCAGCCCAUAGACAGUCCAGGAAUCAGUGUUUUUUUACAUGAGUAGAAUGUGUCCUUUUAUUUAAAAUGCAUCUCUGGGUUAUUUGUGGGGCCUGCCUGGUGUUUUUACAUGAGUAGAAAGUGUGCUUUUAUUUAAAAUGCAUCUCUGGGUUAUUUGUGGGGCAUAGGAAUUUGUUCAUUUCCUCCCCCCCC